This is a messenger RNA of Aethalodelphis obliquidens (Pacific white-sided dolphin), 14627 nucleotides long. Its product is annotated as calmodulin-alpha-like. The coding region runs from base 4653 to 5234 and encodes 193 amino acids. Gene Ontology annotation, cellular component: myosin II complex. NCBI's taxonomy places the organism in Eukaryota, Metazoa, Chordata, Mammalia, Artiodactyla, Delphinidae. The transcript has 13 exons. Gene Ontology annotation, molecular function: calcium ion binding. The record is from RefSeq and is a predicted model, not a curated record.
AGAGUGACGUGUGUGCAUGAGUGUGUGUUGGUGGGAGGUGUGCAGGCCUCCAGAGCCAGCGCGAGGGCAGGUGGCUUCAGCUUCCCAGGGCCCUGACCUGGGAAUACACGCCAGCGCGUCCACUGCUGUUUGGGUUUUGUGGGUGAAAUACCGAGGAACCUGCAGGACAGGUCUUGGAGGCUCCUCUGCCUCCCCCGACUUGCAGGGACCUGCCCGUCCCUCCCCCUGUGCCAGUCUCCCUGGGGACGGCCCUGCCCUGCCCUUGCCCAGGGAGAUCCACCCCGGGAAGCGAGAGAGGACACCGUGUGGGAGUCGCUGUCAUCCCGGGAGACUAACCCUGGUUCCGCGCCCUUCUUCAGGCCAGUAGAGAUGGCGGGUGAUCGGGCUGCCCUCCCAGGACCCCUGCUGGGCCCGCACCCUGAACACAGGGCUCCCACCGAGGCCACAGAGCAGGUGGUUGAUCACUGCCUUUGGACCCAGGAAGCUAUGGGUACGGGGCUGGCUCCCCACAAGGCUGGGGCAGGGAAAUUGCUGUUUCCUGCUCUGGAGUCUCGUAUCAGCUUUAACUGGUCGACAGUGAGGAAGAGCUCUGUACACGAUACAACACGGCCCCUGGUACUCUGCCACCCUCGGUGAUGGGUUGAUGAGGACCUUUUGCAUCUGUGUUCAGUGAUGUCAGUUGUCACCAGCUUUACCCUUUCCGUGGACAUCCAUCCCCGCCUGUCAACACCUCAUUGCCUAACCUGGUAGAGCCACGCCUAUGCCUCUGCCCCAUUUAUCUGGGGGAGAGGGUGACGUUCAUAUUCACACCUGAGCUCCUGUGUGCCAGGUGCCAUGCAAAGGGCUCUAAAGGGUGAUCUCAUCUUGUCCUCACUGUUUAUUCCUAUGUUCCAGGUGAAGCAACUGAGGCUCAGAGAAGUCACAAAACAGGUUCAUGGAAGAGCCGGGAAUUUGCAUCUGGGUUUGCCUGACUGCAGAGCCCAACCCCUUCUGUCCCGCAUCACGCAUCACGGCACAGCUCAGCUUCUGAUAACCGACCUUCACACGCCAGCCGCUGAGGACAGCCAGGCCCUGCCCCCGCAGCCCUUGGAGCCCUGAUGAGAGCUGGCAGCCAGGCUCAACCACUCCAUCAACACCUGACUGCAUGAACUGUGGCAAAGCACGGGCACAGCUCUGCUCAGGGACCUGGCUUUGCUCUGGCAGAAGGGCGGGGGCUGUGGAUCGAUGCUACCCUCCUGAACCUUCCAUGCAUUGACGCACAGUGCCCUGGGCCACGCUGCGCCCAGUUUACAGGUGAGAACCAUGAACCAGAGAGCUGCAAUUUGCCCAACACAGAUGACGCAGUUAAAAGCAGACUUUCCUGCUUGGCGGUGGGGAAAGGAAGGAAAUCGAGUUGCUCCGCUUCACCUUCUCCUGCUUCCUUGGUGUCUCUGGAAGGACCUCUGCAGAGUCCAAGGGUCUCCGAGACCAAGUUCAAGUCCACUGGAUGAAUGACCUCAAAGGGAGCUGGAACUGUGAUUUUCCAAGCCACUUUGCUCCUUCUGAUGGCUUGUCCAGGUGCCCAGCUCACGCCCCAAGCCUCCUGCUUCCUCCCCACCUCACGGGCUCACCAUUAGGUACACGCAUUCACACAUGAAGGCUUGAGCCUCGUGCAUGUCCUCGCGCACGCGGGCGCACGCACACGCAUCUUCCUGUAUUAAACACAAAGGUUUUCAUCACCACCGUAAACUUCAAAGGCUUGGAACUUGGAACCAACACCUUUCCAGCCUCUUAGUGAGUCCCAGACCCCUCGGGGGAGAGCAGCUUGUUCUCCUCAAUGUAAUUAGCACCACCGCCACCCAGCCCCCCCAUCCCCUGGCGAUGGGGACUUAGAGGAACAGACGGGCCUCCUAAACCACUUACCAAGUGCGUCUUGAUAUCAAAAGAUUUGUAGCACGGAGUUCUAGCGCCUCCGCAAUAUCAGUUCCUGUAAUCGUUUCGGUUUGUCAAUUUUUUUCAAAACAUCAGAUACAAGUUUGAAAGGCGGGCGGGUCAUACACGUGAGCCCUGGCCCCUCCAGCCUGCUCUCCUCUGGCCUCUGCCCCAAGGCCAGCCCGGAACCCCUUCCCCUGCCCACGGACAGGGCAGGCAGUGAGUGACUGCAGGACGAGCUACUUGGGAAAGAUUACUGAGCCCUCAGGAAUCACAAAACAUCGUCCUUUUCCCAGGAAAGCAGACUUUGACUUGUUCGGCUACUUUUAUUGUGAGAUUUAGCACCGAUGUGCUUUGGUUUUGGGUGAUGGUUUAAUGCUGAAUUAAAGUGGCUCUCAGUUAAACACAGGCCACUUUAUGUCCCUGUGUCGCCUUGGGCAUGAAAGCACGAUGAGGCCCCCAGAGACUGAGGGUGCAGGUGGAAGGAUUAAAGGCAGGUGGGGCCCCGGGGUGUACCCUGGAGGCUGACUUGAAGACCAGACGCCUGGAGAAAGCAGCAGGACCUGCCAGGAGGACCCGCCAACCCAGGAAGACCCAGGAAACGCUCAGAACAAUCCAGGCCUUUGGCUGCCUCCGCACUCGGCGGACUUCAUUCCGCAGGUGAGGCCUCGAAUCAUAAACGCGAACCACCCGGCAGCGUGUGAUCCCUGAGUAGGAGGCACAAGGCCGUGCCUGUGUCCUGGAAGAUGACGUACCUGGUUAUUUGUCAGACUUCAGUUCAACGAUGCACAGCUCCGAUCCCAGAUCAGUGGUCUCCUCCCUGAACUGAAACUGCAGCCCAGCCCGGGACAGGCCUGGAGGAAUCUUGAUGAUUCACACAAGACCAAGACUGAGCAAACGUCAUUCUCAGAGCUGGCUCAGGCUCUGAGGCUGGAACGGCCUUCGGUGGGAGGUGAGAACGGGCCAGGACCCCUGGUUCCCACACAAGGAGCCCCCCCAUCCCCCCAGCUGAGAAGACCCUCUCCUGGCAACGAGUGUGACUAAGAAAGUAUUGCUUUUCCCGUGGUCAGUGGAAGUCGGAAAGUAGAGCAAAGCGUCGCCAUCCCCUCCCGGCCUUGAAAAGUAAGAAGCAGUAGAGGAGCUGGUCAAGAAUACGUGCGCAGUACAGAGGCCACCGCUGUCCCCAGAUUCAUGCCAGUCGGACAUUCGGCUUUGAGGGGAGAAGUCCGCUCUCCGCUGGAUCUGCCAGGCCUCAUCACCCUGACUGUGCUCGGGCCUCUCUAAGGAGCCGGGCCAGCAGCAUCCCAUAAUAAAGAGCAAGUCGGACAAAAGUGCCAGGUAGCAGACGGCUUGCAGGGAGUUGGGAGAUCAUCAUCUAAACCCAACCCAAACUCAAACUACAGACCAUUUGUUGAAGAGACUGUCUUUGCUCCAUUGUCGAAGCUCAGGUGACUCUCUUGAUAGGGGUCCCUCUCUAGGUUCCCUAUUCUGUUACACUGAUCUACUUGUCUGCUCUCCAGCCAGCACCACACUGCCUGGAUCACUGCAGCUCGACAGUAAGUUUCGAAGUCGGGCAGCAUCCGGCCUCGUUCCUCUCCUUCCGUCCUUCGCUGGCUCCUCUGGGUCUCACCACUUUGGAUCUGCAUGGAUUCCCACAGGCAAAGCCACCUCUUCUCACUCCGUGGCUGGUCCUUCCCCGGGCUUCCUGGGAGUCGAGCUCCGAGCGUGUGUGCCUGGUGGGCAUCCCACUUCACCUUCUCGAGAACCUCCUCUUAAAAACACCCCUUUCUUCAGCUCUGUCCAUUCCCAUUCCCGAAACCAGAAGCUCAGACUUUCAGCCAUGGCCUUGCUAAAAUGUGCAGGGGUUCCCAUGCAUUGGAGGAUAAACGUGAAUUCCUCUCGCCUCUGACAAAUCUCGCUUGUCUUCCUUUCUUCAUCUCCCGCUUUCUCCCCUUCACCCUGGGCUGCAGCUGCACCAGCCUCUUUUCUGUCCCUUGGCCACACCGAGCCUCUCCCACCUUUGGACCUGGAACCUGUUGGCCUCCGCCUGGAAGGCCCCUUCUCCCCCUCAGGUCACCCUUGUGUGCCACCUCUGCAGAGAAGACUUCCGCAACCAUUGCUGCAGAAGUAACCUCCCCACCUGCUGUCCAUCACCACCCUUUAUUUCCUUGAUAGCAUUUAUUGAAAGUAUCUCAUUAUCUUGCUUGUUUCUGUUAGUUUCCUCGCUAACUAGCUGUGUUGUGGUUGGAAUACAUAUGAGCCUCUGGAGGAUCUGGGGACAGCCUGCUUCUAUCUAAAGAAAAAAUAUUUUUCUUUUCUCCUCCUCUGAAAACCCUCUUGGGAACCCUAAGGUUUUCAGACUUCGGAAACCAAAGAAAAGGAAAGGGAGUUCUUUUCAGGCAAAGACAACCUCUGUUCUUCCUCCUGCCAAAACCCUCAGCUGCAGGCAGUGAAGAGCUCAGAGCCAGUGGUUUCACUGAGUGGAGGGUGUGAAGACUGGGGGGGGGGGGGCGGGGGGAUUCCGGUAGGCAAACCCAGAACUCAUCUCUCUAGAGGCUGUCUACCAGCCUCUCUGGAGGUGUCCCCACUGGUCCCGGGGACUCUGGGCGGUGGGGAGGAGAGCCCAGCCUUUCCCAGAGCUGCUGGCGUCAGUGCAACUAGCCGGCCGGCCCACUGCCUGGGCCUGGACUCCUGUUCCAACAGGACCUGGACUUCAGGCAACCGCAGGGCCGGGCGCGUGCAUGGUGAGAGGCAUCCCAGCUCCUUCUUCAGCGCCAGCAAGUCAAGCCGGGGCCAGAACACCAGCCGCCGGCCCUGCACCCGGCCACCUCCCGGCGCCCGGCCACGUCCGUGUGCAGGACCUCCUCCCCGCAACGGUCAGGGCCAAGCAGCUGACCGAGGAGCAGGUGGCCGAGUUCAAGGAGGCCCUCUCCCCUUUUGAUGAGGACGGAGACGGCGCCAUCAGCACGCGGGAGCUGGGCACCGUCCUGCGGUCGCCGGGCCAGAAACCCACUGAGGCCGAGCUCCAGGACCUGGUGGGCGAGCUGGACCGCGACGGCAGCAGCACCGUGGGCUUCCCCGAGCUCCUGGGCCUAAUGGCCCGUAAGGUGAAGGGCAGGGACGCCAAGGACCAGAUCCGGGAGGCCUUCUGCGUCUUCGACAAGGACGGCAACGGCCUGAUGGGCACGGCCGAGCUGCGGCACGUGAUGACCCGGCUGGGCGAGAAGCCGAGAGACCAGGAAGUGGACGAGAUGAUCCGGGCGGCGGACGUGGACGGGGACGAGCAGGGGGCCACCCUCUGCAGCUUCCCCGUCUACAGAUGAGGAAGCCGAGACACCGAGAGCUUAAGAAAGCAGCCCGUCCCACAGCUGGUAAGGGGCAGAGCUGGAGUUGGAUGCAGGUCUGUGCCCCUGAUCUCACUCACAGCCUCCCUAGAGCUCCAUGGCCUCCACCGUGACCCGAUGAUGAGAAUCGCGCCUCCUCCAGCACUUGUGAGGAUCAGAAAUCAUCUUAACAUGCCUGGUAUGCAGUAGGUGCUUAAUAAAUGACAGCUACCAUUGCUAUCAUCCUUCCAGCACCAACACUCUGUAUUUCCACCCGUCGGAACAGUCCAAGGGAAAAGCUGGGGUCUGGUUUGGGAACUGGCCCCGGCGGGGCAGCUGCAGAGCCCCCUUUGUGCAGGAAAAGAAACCAGUGCUCUGACCGUGGGGCCUUGCAGGCUCGGCCUCUUUGGGCUCAUCCUUCCAUAGCCUCAACAGUCGGGGGUGGCUGAACUCCUGCAGGUGCAGGCUUGGGAGCAAGCCCGUAAGAGUGGACGGAACGUCUAGGUGCCAUGGAUGUGGCUGCCCCGGUGCCAUGAGCAGAGAGCCAAGCCCGUUGUCAUCUCAGAGGCUCAGAUGUGCAUCAUGGUCCCAUCUGCCAAAAGAAGCACUGACGUCAUCCCCAGGGACCUUGUGUCUUUCAUGGAACGUGUGCUCAGAGAGACAGCAGAGCCCCUCAGACCACCGCCUGCUGUUUCCAGUUUCCAGCUUGGCUCUCGUGACCCGGAGCACUGGGGGGAGUGCAUCCCAUGGGGGACCGGCACACACAGGUAAUGGGCCUUCCAAACUCAUUCCAGAAGCAUGAGUUUGGGGCCAGGCUGGGUGGAAGAUCUGGAGGUCAUCGGUGCCCCUAGGAAGCUGCAGGAAUCGAGGCAGCUGGGAGAGGUUGGAGUGUGGGGAGAAACAGGCUGGAGACAGAAUCCAAGCUCUCAAGGCAUCGCUCAGAGCCCACGCUCAGAAAAGCCCCGAGCUUAGUUCAAUGCUAUGCUGUCGCCACCCUUCUCAGAAAUUCCUACCGAUUUUUCAAUUAUUAAGAAUCAGGGGCCACAUUUUCGUUUUGCACUGGGCCCCCUGAACCACGUGCCCAGUCCUGCCCCUGACGCUGUCCUUCACUCCUAGGGCAGGGCUGCAACAUGGUGGGCACCAGGUGCCCACGGAGACGGAAGCAUGUGGUCGGAUGGAAGAGGUGCCAGGAGCCAGCAGAGUGGCGGAAGCAGAGGAGAGGGUUUCAGAGGGGAGGUGCGUCCCUGGGUUCUUUGCCCUGGACCACAGUGAGGAUGGCAGAGCAUUUGCCCCCAGGCGUGCGGUCCUGCCAGUUGAGGCCAAUGCCCACCAGCGAGCGGAGUGGCUGCUAUUCCCAGACUCUUUUUCCACUCAGACCCUCCAUCCUUCCAAACUGAAGACAAAGCAGGGUCUCUGAUGAGGGGCUGAUGUUUGUUUCCACCCAGCCCGUUGACACAACUUCGGAUUUUUCUUUAGGGAGCUUCUUUCUCCAGAAAGCACUGCUGGUACUGAUUACACCCUGACUGGGGGAAAUGACCACCAUAAAGAUAUCAAUCCCCAUGGACUUCCUCGCCCCUGCAGGGGAGGUCUCCAGCUGGGCCAGCUCAGGCCCCAUCCUCAGUACCCCUUCUGUAGCGGGCUGGAAGCCCCAGAACUUCUCCCUGAGCCAUCGCAGCCAAGGUGACAGACCUGGUUGGAAAACAGGUGCUAACAGCCCAGAAUGUGUCAUCAGCCUGGGCUGAGAUUGUAACUUCUCCCCACGGACCCCUCCCCCAUCACCAUCGGCACCACCAAAGGAAGGAAAGAAAAUACUCCAGAGGGACUGGAUUAAGGUCUUUCAGCUCAGAAAGAGGGGGAUUAGGCAGAAGCUGGUAAAGAAAUGGUCUUCUGGGAAUUCCCUGGCGGUCCAGUGGUUAGGACUCUGCACUUCCACUGCAGGCCUGGGUUUGAUCUCUGGUAGGGGAAGUAAUAUCCCACAAGCCGUGCAGCAUGGCCAAAAACAAGAUAGUCUUCCUUUCCAGGAAGAACUGAGCCACAGGAAAUGGUCUUAAACAUCCACAGGGAAGAUUUUGAUCAGGGGUGAAAAAGAGUUUCACAAUAGCACAGAUCUUGAGAGACCUACAGAGAACACCGAAUGAGAAAAUUGACCUGUGCAGGCGCAUCGGCUACGUGGGGGGAGUCUCUGUAUUCCACGAAGCCCCUCUCACAGGCUUUGCAUAGGUGGUUGGUAAGUAAACGCCUGAAGUUAUGCAUGAAAGCUUUUCUAAGAUAUCCCAAGAGAUACCAGCUGCAUUUCCAAGAACCAGGCUCUCCAAACAAAAAUCUGGGUCCAAAGUCCUCUACGUAAUUUUGAAAGUAAAUUUUCAGUUCUUGGAUCUGGAGGCUUUGUGGCCUCAUCUAAGUCUCAGAUUCUGCACAGUCACAAUUUCAAAAAAUAAUACAGUGUUCCCAGCGGAGACGCUCCGGGACUGGAGGAGGACUCUUUGUAACCCAAAACCUGUGAGGAAACUCAGUUCUGGCGCCAAAGAGAGGUUUCCACUGAAAGGGAACAAAAACAGGCAAAGAGGUUUUGCAACAGGCAAGCGCUCUGUUUAAAAAAAAUGCAGGGACGUCAGGAAACUCCAAAGAACUGGCUAAAAACAAGAUUUCUUUAACCUAGAACAUGGGGACUUCAACAAGGCGUAGGAAAUUGGAUGCUGGAAUCCGGCCCCACCAACAUUCUCAAUUCUAACCUUCGUCGACCUGCUGGAAGGGAGGUGGUAGGUGAGGAAAAGGACAUUUCCUUCAUCUGGGAUCGCAUCUUCAUCAGGACUGGUCUCUGCUAUUGUGCAGACAAAGCUCCAUUCAUGGUGCUUGGAGAAGGAACUAUCAGAUACUGAUUCCAACGUGAGUUUCAUUCAUUCAUUUAUAAAUCUUACAAUUAUUUGUUGACUGUCUGCUCCCUGCCAGGCACUAGGCUGUUUACUGGAGAUGAGAAACACCUGCCUUCAGGUAGCUACUGUUCAGUGAAAGCACCAACAGGUGGGCUGCAGAACUGAAACAUCUCCAGGACCGGAGAUCCCGAGUCACCCAAGAGAUGUGGGGUGCAUCACAACUGCCCAAGCUACAUCAUUGUGUGUAUUCCCAACACAUGAAAACCUCAGUGCUGAUUAGGCUUUGAGAGGAACCAAGUCCAUCCCUUACUGUGUUACAUCUGAUGAUUGCAAGAUUUUUCCCCAGCCCAGCCUCAAGCUCCAUAAAUGUCGAGUCUCAUUUCUCUUCGCCACCCCAUCCUCCCGUGCCCUGGAGUCAUCGGAUGUCUUCACGUGGCACUGAGACCACAGAGCAGUGGUGGGAGAAGCAUCCCGGAGGCCGUUUCUCUACCAGAAUGUGUGUGGAUAACGUGACUGUACACGGAGUGACUGCAGCCUGCCUAAAUCAGGGAGGAAAGUGAGGGCAGCUGUGACCGACCGCACCUACAAAUUGUCUGCAAACACACCACGGGAGCACCUUGCAGGGACACUCCCGGGCUGUGGAGGGAGUCGCCCUACGAGGGUCCAGAAGCAGAAGCCUGAGUCUACUUUUCCUCAAGCCACCUGCUUUGGGGAUUACGGACCCAGAAGGGAGGGGAAGAGCCCAGAGGAAGGUGUAUGGCAGACAUCCGGGGAUUUGUCUUCCCCUUUCGGGUGAAUCUUUGGAUUUAAUAUCCAUAUUUUCCUCACUGGAAAUGAAAUUACAUGGUGCGGUACAUUCUUAGCCAUGAAAAUAACUGGUCAAAUCAUAGCGCAUCUUUAAAGUUUCUCAUGCACAGUGCCAAAUUAUGCUCCUCAAAAUUCUGCCCCGACCAGAGCAGGAGGACACUUUGACAGUACAAAGCCGGGCUCCAGAGGUUCUUCCAGGAUUGGUCCCACAGUUAUCUGCUUGGAGCUGCAGCAACUGCCGAGGCAGCCCACUCCUUUCCGGGACAAGGCUUAGUAGAAGGAACCAGAAGACCCGCCUUCCUCUCCCAGGCCUGCUGCUUGCUGGCCAUGCAACCUCCGGCAAGACAGAAGGGUCGGGAACAAGCAGACUGUCCACAUCAGUUCAGAAAUGACAGUGGAGGAUCCCAGGCUAAGCCCGAGCUGAGUCCCAAGUGACCUGCUUCCAGCCCCAGCUCAGCCGGGGACCAGCUGGUUAACCUGAGGCAGGAGCCUUAGUUGCAUCACUCCCAACAAUACAAAACAUGCACAAGUACUGCAGAGCUAUAUAAUUUAAUAAGUAUCACGUAUCAUUGUUUGGAAAAUUAAAAUUCAGCUGGACUAAAGACCUCAGAAAUCCCUGCUGGCUGCGUGGCUCUAGCGUUCUCUACGGCAGACGAAGAGGGUUAAUUGGUAGAGGACUCGGGGUGGGAGAUGGGGAGGGAAGCCAGGUGGUUUUACCUAAACACUAAAAGCAGAGAAACAAGCACACACCCUCUCCCAAUUCUGUGAUUUUUUUCACCCGUCUCAGCUGGAACAAAAGGCCUUUUGUGAGCUUAGUGGAGCCUGACUUCGCACACUUUUCUGUCUCCUUCUCCUUCUGUGUGGGAAAAAACAAGCCGUUCCAUCCGGGUUUGCUAGGUUCCUUUGAAGGCCUUGCGGCUUUGGUUCAGGCAAACAGGAACCUGGCCGGGCCGCCUCCGCCCUGCUGAGGGAGCUUUUUGGCAGGACUUUCUCCCGGCCUCCUCGUGCAGAGAUUGCAGAGGGGGAGGGGAAGGGGAGCACGGGAUGGGCGUGGGGGGAGAGCAGGGCUGCAGGUGCUGUGCCAGGCGAGGGACCUGAGUGCUUAGCAAGCAGGGCGCUGGGCCCUUUCUUGUGUGAUGGGAACCCACCGACAUCCCCUCACUGAAUCCUCUCCUGCGCCCAGGGAGGAGGCGGGAACCACGGCCUGGUUCCACAUCAGGAACCGAAGCUCGCAGGGCGGCCUGCCUUUGCCGGAGGCCACACGGACCAGGAAACUAAUACAGAGGGAAACCAGCGCAAGGAGGAUUCAAAUCAGCUGGAGAAGAUGCUGGGGACUGGUUUAGUCCACUCCGGCUGCCAUACCAGAGCACCACACGGGGGCUUAAACAACAGACAGUCACUGUCUCAGUCUGGAGUCUGGGAGUCCGAGAUCAAGGUGUCAGCACAGCUGGUCUCCUCGGAGGCCUCUCUCCUUGCUGUGUAGGCGGCCACCCUCUUCACGUGGCCAUCCCUGUGGGCACACGCACUCCUGGCUUCUCCCUGUGUCCUAAUCUUUUCUUAUAGGGACACCAGCCAGAUUAUGGGCCUCAUUUUAACAAAUCAUCUCUGUGAAGACCCUGUUUCCAAAUAGUCACGUUCUGAGGUGCGGGGGGAGGGGUUAGGGCUUCAACAUGGGAAUUCGGGGGCACGUAACAGGGAGCCUCCAAGCCUGCCUCAUUCCCACAAGGCCCUCACUUUUCUGGCAGCUUCCAGACCUCCCUAGGGCCCAGCUUGAGCCCAGGCAGCCUCAGCCUGUAGAACCAGUUAGAGCUGCCAAGAGAACAGGUCGGGGCAGUCCAGGGGGUGUGGGUUUGCAGAAGAGACCUGGAGUUCCCUGAGGACUGGUGGUCAGGACAGGACCCAGGCACCGGGCAUGGAGGAACUCAAUCUCUCCCAGGCCAGACCCCAGAGCCACUCUCCCAGUCCUAACAAGGGCCGCUGAAGGCACCGGGGAACAAGCGGCAGUGGCGGGUGGCAGGCAGUGGGAUCGGGAGUUAGACCUGCUCUGGUGACUUGGCUCUUUGCAGGGACAUUGACACAGAAGGGCCAGAAGAGGCAGUGAAGCAUGCAACAUGCAGCCCCCAAUGCAGCCCAGGACUGAGAGAGGAGAGGUCUCCUGAUUCCUCCCUCUCCCGACACCACCCAGGCCCCUGAUCACACGUGGCCCCAGAGCCUCAGGCAGCAGGAGUGACGCAGACUGCCUUCCAGACUCCCUCCUCGCUGACCUGUAUCCUCCAGCCUCCACUGGGCUCCCCUCCCCACUUCUCCAGGCCAGGAUGGACUCGCUCACACCCACAAACUGCAAAGGUGCAGGGCGUGUUUCAGACAGAAGACAGCCCAUGCCAGGUACGCGAAUGGAGAAGAUUCGAUACAUAUAGUUACAUAAGGUAUAAAAUUGCUAUGCUGGUGACUCAAAAGGUAAAGAGAACUUGACAGUAUCAUCCCCGAGGCUGAGGCAGCAAAGGGAACGGCUGGGAUUAUUAAAACGCGGAAACAUGGGCCUGGGACCCCAACCUCGGAGGGAGGGGGUCUGGCGGAUGCUGGCGUGUCUGAGGUGCCAUGAAGUUGUUUUUACAAGCGUUGGAAAAGCCACGAAGGGAUUCAGCUCCCCACCCCGAUCCUCUGCCUCUGAGACGCUGAGUGUUUCUACAGCUUCUUCAUAAAAACACAACUCACAUCCACGCGGAGAGAAUCACAUCCUUCCCGAACUCUUUCCUCCUGCAUCACCACCGGCCUGUCUCAGCCAAGGGUGAAAAGUCUCGGAAUCUAACAGGGUGACCGUUGAACCCAACCCUGACCCUUUUUCUCUCUUGCUACUUCAGCUUGUGUGAUGGUUGAUUUUAGGUGUCAACCUCAUGGGGCUGACUGAUGCCCAGGUAGCUGGUAGAAUAUGAUUUCUGCCUGUGGCUACGAGGGCGUUUCUAGAAGAGAUUCACAUUUGAAUCGGUGGGUGAGGAAAGCUGACCCCCCUCCCCGAGGUGAUGGACCACGUUCAAUUCUUUGAGGGCUCACGUGGAACCAAAGGUGGAGGAAGGGGAAUCCACUCUCUCUGUUGAGCUAGGACGUCCAUAUUCUCCUGCCCUCAGACGUCGGUGCUUGUGGUUUUCAGGCCUUUGGACUUGGAUUGAAUCACACCCCAGCUCUCCUGGGCCUCUCAGAUGGUGGGACUUCUGACUUCUCAGCCUCCAUAAUCACGGAGAAAACCAAACCAUAAAAGCAUCAGUCUCAUGAAGACCAGACAAUCAGGGCUGAAUAAUCAUCAGCGCUUCCAAACCACCAGGGGUCUGAGGUCUCUACAGACCUACGCUUCCAGGAGCUUUGCAUUUAUCAGGACUGGCAAGAAGCAUCGAGUCCAGCACGACACGUUGUCUUGUGCAGACUCUACUUGAACACUUCUGGUGACGGGGAGCUCUCCACCUUGCGUUGGGAGAAGGUCUUGAUAAUCAGGAAGCCCUCCCUCACAGGGAGCCCAGACCCUCUUCCCAGGUUGUGCACACCCCCUGGGGCAUCUACUGGGCCUCGCACGUAUAGGAGCUCCCCGCACACCUCACAAGAUAAAAAAUGCCCGUCUCACAUCAAAGAAACUUCUCUGCAUUAUGAGUCACCCGGCAUCUUUCAGGCUGGACAUUUUCUCCCCUAAUAACCAGACCUUCCCUGAGCUCAGCCAGGCCAAAUGUUUCAUCUCCAUGCGUGUCCUGUUUGAGCACCAGGGGAAGUCGUCGUGGGUACAUCUGAUCUUAGAGCUGGGAGCAAACAAUACAUCAAAGGCAGCUCCUUUUGAAAGUAGCGACUGCCCUGUUACAAUCCAGCGACAAAUUCCACCUGGCAUUCCAGGAGGAAAUCCCAGCUGACCUCUCCCUCCUCGAGAUCCUCCAGAGCUUAACUUACGCCCGCACCGUCCAUCAGACAGUUCAUCACGUGCUCUUUCCAGGCGUCUUUUGUCCUGGAGAGAGUCUGAGUAGACAGAGCAUUUCUCCUUCCCCAGCCCCACAUUCUGAUCACAAGCAAAGUGUGGGGCCGCAGAGAACUCACUGAGUUUUCUGGCUGAGGAGUUACACCCCAGAGACCCUCGUGGUGCCACUGCUGCACCACAGCGCUGGGGGGCGUGGCCUGGAAGAAGACUGAACUCAGCGCCUGCCUGGGGUGGGGGGUCUCCCCGCAGGACAAGGGGAGCCAGCUAGCACGUUCGGAUGGCACUUGUGCAUCGUGGCGUGGGAGGGUGGCACGAGCCUUCCCAUGAGCUGAGCGGACGCGGCAGAAGGGACAGGCUAACCCGGAAGGAAGGCAGCUCCUGGGGUGCAGGAGCAGAGCUAAGGGAAGGAGACAGGAGCCCAGCUAGCGAGGGUGUCCCCCACAUCGGGGAAAGCUGCUGUGCUAGGGACUCACCCCUGGAGAAGGCCAGCAACGGUGCCUGGCAUGAAGAGACCACUCUGGACCACAGCACCACUGCCCCCUGCAUCUCUCCUCUUCAUCCCGACCCCAAGGAGCCCGGAACCGAGGCAGGAGGCUCCAGCCCAAACCUGGGAGGGCAGUGGCCAAGGCUGGACAGGGCUGGACCUCGCUCCUACACUUCUGGGCACACAUGCCCCGACGCUGACAGGAGCCCCGGGCCCCCUCCUGGCAUGGGGAAGGACACUGUGCCCUCCAGCUGCCUACUUCAGAAGCGGGGUCCUGGGCAGAAAGGAGGGGCAAGGCGAUGGUCUCCAUCUGGACGCAGGAAGGAGGCACCAUCCUAACCAUCCCUCAACGACACCACCUGUUAGGGAAGAUUUCCCCUGGGCUCCUCCCAGGGGACUUGAAACUCGCUGUGUGUGGUAUUGAUCUCACCUUUGAUUCCCAAAUGCCCUGGAAUGUCUGGCACAAAGAAAGUGCUUCCAAGAUAUUCACUGGAUUGAGUUUAACAAGGAGCCCAGUGUCUGGAGACAGCUCUGGUGUUUUCAGCAUCACAGAAUCAGCCAGCUGUCUGGUUCUAUCACCCUUUACAAGUGACAAAGGCAUCCUGCCUGAAAUCACUGUCUUGGAGGCGGGAGAGACUUUGGAGGAAGGAAAUGUAGUUCCAAGUCAAGAUCGUUACAUACUUCAGUGUAUUGGGGCCCAGAUAAAUCAUAGUUGAUACAAUCUGAAAUUCUCUCCCAAGCGUCCUUAUAUGAGCGAUUCAUCCUACAGCCAUAACUCAGUUUUACAUAGAUGCACUUUUUUUGGUAAGUGCACGAACUUUUUUAUGGGUCUUCCCCUCCACAGAGGAUGCCUCAGCAAAGUGCUUAAUAAAUUGAGAGAACCAUGUCAGCACAUAUUUUAGAGUGUAGACCCUUGGUGCAGUUUUGCACUGACCAUAGCCAUGGGUGAACUUUUGAUCUUUGAUCAAGUGGGCUUUUUUUUUUUUUUAACUCUUCCCCAAGAUCCACAAUACCUCUGGGUAACCUGGACCAUAUAAAUAUUUAACCAAGUUGUUCCACGUGGGAUUUUCAAGUAUGAAUGAUGCAAUCUCCCUCGUAAGAAAAAUCUAUGUUCCCCUGAUUUGCAGUCACAACCCACCACCCCUGCAGACCCACCCCCACCCCUCGCACACUGCCUUUUUCUUACCACACACACACUGUCUGGAGAGAGAGCCAAGGGACCUCCGGGGAGGAAACUGCGAAGAAACGGAAUGUCUAAAUAAAGUCAAGUCUUCUCA